CCCUCACUACUCACGUGGUAAAUUUAAAGGCCACUUUCCCGCGAGGUUGUUGCUGUCACGGUUGUGUAAACCGACAGUUUUUGUGGUUUCCUGCAAUGAAUACUCGGAAAAAAUUAGCGUUUAAUGGUGGGAAAUCUUAUGGAUGGAUUGGACCACCGCUGAAAGAAAAGUCUCGGCGCGGCAAGACGUAUUAUGAGGGCUUGAACAUUGCUGGUGAAGUGAUCAAGCUUAAUGAUAACGUGUUCAUUGACAGCGAGGAAGAUGGACUCAGCUACGUGGCCAAGAUAAUUGACUUCUUUGAUAAUGGCGAUACGGACUCUAACGAACACCGCCGUGCCAUCGUGCAGUGGUACAUGCGACCCAAGGAGAUGCAGGAACGUGUACGUGGCAGGCAACUGCCCGAGGGCGCUGUUCUCUCCAGCACCAACGAAGUCUUUGCCUAUCUGGCCAAAUCGGACUGGAUCACGGAGUGCGAGAUUGAUGCUGACACAAUCCUUGGCAAAUGCAAGAUAAGGAAAGCUCCCGCCAAUACAGCCCUGCCGAAGACAACCAACGACGACCUACCGGUGAUGUACGUCCGCUGGCUGUUUGAUGGGAACCAGUUCAAGCCAGUCCUGGAACCAAAAAAGGUCAACGGGGUCAGGAAAGACCUGGGCACGACACCCGGCAAGACACCGAGUAAGACAGCUAACAAGAAGCGAGAUGUCAAAGGGCAAAACACAUCCAAGGUCAAUGGCCCUGAGAAGCCUGACAAAUCCAAGGAAACAUCCAAAUCGAAAACACCUAAAAGUGACAUAGUGUCGCCGGGGCAACGCCUCAAUAUUUCUGAUGUUGAACUAAUCGAUGAACUCUUCAGCUCCGAUGAAGACAGUGAUGUUGUUAAAUUCAUUGAGCUGCCGAAAGCCACACCACGUCGUAAGUGCUCAGGGAACAAUCGGAGUACCAGCGAUUUUCCUUCAACUGCCAAAAAGAUCCGCUUCAAGGACUCAGCAGAUUCCCUCCCUCUGCCAGACAUCCGCAUCAAGAGGAUCAGCAUUAACACACGCUUCCCGGACUGCCAGUCCUUCACUACACUGAAACCAGCAUCUGAGCGAAAAAGGAAGCCUCCAAAUGGAACACAUCCUGACGUCAGCCUGACAGACCGGCUCUGCAAGUCGGAAUCCAAGAGUAGAGGCCACCAAAAGAUUGACAGAGGACGGAUUCCAAACGAUGGCCUCCUGAGGGGCAGGAAGAUCCCUCAGAGAAAAUCGGCAAAGAAGAUCAUCCUAGAAGAUGAGGCAGAGGAUGACGAUGAAGAUGACUUUGAAGAUGUCAAAACAACCAGAAAGCAGUCAAAGAAUGAGAAACACAAGCAGGGACGGAAGACACCAAAGAGAAAGCUUCCUCCAGCAAAGAAGAUCCCCGACAGUGAAGAGAUGAAAGAGGAGGACUCUACGAAACCAAGGAGGCAGAGAGGGAGACCGAAAUCUGUCACCAAGGUUAUGCAGAAGGCCGGGAAGAAACCAGAAAGCGAUGAUGAUGAUCAGGAUGAGUUGGAGGAAGAAAGUGACUUUGAAGAGGUAUCCAGUGAUGAGGAGAUUACCAUCAAGCGAAGGAAGACACCGGCAAAGAAACCGGCGGGCCGGCAGAGCGUCGCACCCAAGACACCUGUCUCGAUUAAGUCAAAGGUCAAGGGUAGGACACCACGAAAGGAUAUUGUGCCUCACAUCUCAGUGCGUCGCACGCCUUGCAAGACGCCGUCUAAGAUCUUGGAGCAUGCUAGAGCCAGAUUGCACGUCUCUGCCGUUCCUGACUCGCUGCCGUGCAGGGAGCAUGAAUUUGCCGAUAUCUACACAUUCGUCAAGAGCAAGAUUCUUGAUGGAACCGGAGGUUGUAUGUACAUAUCUGGUGUGCCGGGCACCGGUAAGACGGCAACCGUCACCGAAGUGAUGUCGUUCCUGCGGAAGGAAGUGGACGAGGACAAGGACUUCCCAGAAUUCACUCUGGUGGAGAUGAACGGGAUGAAGCUGACGGAGCCACACCAGGCGUUCGUGCAGAUUCUCAAGGCCCUGACUGGUCAGAAAGCCACUGCAGAACACUCCUCACAGCUCCUGGACAAGUAUUUCACGUCGGCCGCCGGGCGUAAACAGCCUAUCGUGCUCCUUGUGGAUGAGCUGGAUCUUUUGUGGACCCGCAAGCAAGGCGUUCUCUACAGCAUCUUUGAUUGGCCCAGCCGUCCCAAAGCCCGUCUGAUUGUGCUGGCCAUCGCCAACACCAUGGACCUGCCGGAGCGCAUCAUGAUGAACAGAAUAUCCAGCCGGCUGGGUUUAACCCGCAUGACAUUCCAGCCCUACACUUUCAAGCAACUCCAGAGUAUUGUACAGAGCCGUCUAGAAGGACUGCAGGCGUUUGAGCCAGACGCCAUCCAGCUAGCUGCUAGGAAGGUGGCUGCGGUGUCGGGUGAUGCCAGGAGAGCCCUGGACAUCUGUCGUCGCGCCACCGAGCUGGCCGAGACAGCUCAGCCCACGGGGAAGGGCAAAGGCCCGCUGGUUGGGAUGAAGCACGUCGACAGGGCGCUGGCAGAAAUGUUCAGCUCGCCCAAGAUUGUUGCAAUGAGGCAAGCCUCCAGACAGGAGCAGAUCUUCCUACGAGCCAUAGCUACCGAGUUCAAGAUGUCGGGCUUGGAAGAGGCACCUUUUGAAAAGGUUCUGAUUCAGCACAUAUCCAUUUGCAGACUGGAAGGCUUGCAUCCGCCAGUGGUGUCGGAGGUCGUGGCCGUUUGUAGGAGGCUUGCCUCAUGCCGUCUCAUCCUUCUGGAGUCCAGCACCAAUGAGCUGCAACAGCGCAUCCGACUGAAUGUCAGUCAGGACGAUGUGAUGUACGCUCUCAGGGACCAUGGCGAAUGACCAUGGUGAGUGUCCAAGGUGAGUGACUUGGAAUGUCCGGACAUCUUGUGAGUCUUCACUGCCACCACUGAUUGAUUUGAGCAGGGACUCUCUAAUACUCUCAAUUUCUCACACAGUCUGAGUGGUUAUUGUGCACACAUCCUGAGAAGUGACUCCUUGUUGGGACCACUCAGAACUUCUCACAUGGUCUAAAUGGCCUAGGUGAGUGACCCUGAUGUUGUGAUUUGCCUAAACUUGUACUCAUGAGCACUCAUUUCUCAAAGUUUGACGACCUGAUGUGACCGCGAUUUGCUGAUUUGCUCGAGCAUAUAGGACAUUGCUUAGAUAUAUGCGCACUGAGUAAGCACAUGUGUACUCGUUUAUUCAUACAAUGAUGCUGUUGAUGCAUGCUCUUUAAAAUCUUUGGUUGCCAAGAACUCAGAGAUCGUUUAUUCAUUAGUAGCUAUAGAGGCUUAAGAAACAGCUGGACUUUUGGCAUUUUUGGCUGAGGUCAGAUUCACUCCAAGCCAGCAACGAUGAUCUGCACAGUGCAGUUAUUCUCCAGACAUCGUUGGUUUCUCAAAAGAGAUGGUGAGUAGGGUUAGUCUUGUAAACCACAGAAUUAUCAAAAAAAAUCUUGAAGGCUUUGUGUCGAGGGUCGUUCUGUAAAAUGCAAUGAGACCUAGUGACAUCACACUGCAUUUACCGCAUGGCAUCGUGGGAGUAGGGUGUGGGGCAAAUGGAAAGAUUGCCAGUACCAUCAUUUGAAAUAUUUUCAAGCAGUCUGCCUUUUCAAGAAUCUUGUAGACUCUUACGGUAUUUUUAAUAAGUGAAUGCGUUUGCCCACACUGACCGCAGUCAAUGAGUAACCAUGCACUUAAAAUAAAUUUGGAAAAAUAAAUAAAUAUUUGUAGUAAUAUAAAAUCCAUCUAUGCAAAUGAGCAAUUUUCAGAAGGGUUAUUUUUAUUCAUUAGUAUAAACUUUAUGUGUACAUUUUCAAAUUGAUUAACGGUUCAACAGUUGUAAGAUGUUUUUGCUGUUCAACAGUUUUUGUAUCCAGAAGUUUGUUGUUAAUGUAGAAAUGUUCCUCAACUUUGAAAUGAAACAUAUUUUUGCUACUGAACUAAGCUGCCAAUUUGUAGAGAUUAAAUACAUUCAUGGUUUGUAUGAAUAUGCAUGCCAUACUAAUUGUAACAUUGGUCCUUUCAGGAGGCUCCUUUUUUGGGGUUUAUUAAUGAAUAUUUUGCGAUUUCUUCAAAAUGGUGCAUUUAUGUUGGCGCAGUAAUGAAUUAGGUCAUUCACUCCUUACUACCAGUUACUGUUAGGAAUGCAAUUUUCUAAGGAUCAUCCAAUUUCCCUUUUUUUUCCAUUUUGCUUUUUAUUUCUACCGUCUUUGGCAUUAAAAAUUUAAAAAUGACGCACACAGAGUUGAAGUGCACAUUCGCCAGAUGUUUCAAGAUUCCGUUUACAGGCUGUUGAUUGAAUAAUUGAUACUUGACAAGUGCGAUAAAUAUUUGAACCCCAAAAUGUAAUGAGAAACAUUUCAAAAUCAAAAUGAGAAAUCAUUUCAAGGUCAGUUGCUUUUUUGUAGACUUGUGGUAUACCGAUGAAACCAUUGUUUGAAUUAGAAAGGUCAAAGUUCACACUCAAUUAACCUAAAAUAACAGAAAUAUUGUAUUAUUAUCUGAGCCGAACCAGAAAAUGAGUAAUUUUAAAUUUGAACUUUACUUUGGGCCCGGCCCUAUCCCCUUAAACAAUACUCUAAAACCAAUCAAUGGGCUUAACUAUUCUCACAAAAAUGGUACUCAUCCUUUGAGAAUAAAAACACAUACCCAUUUUUUUUUACCACAGCCAUUGUUUAAAAACUCACAGGACGCACCACUAUUAUUAACAAAACUAAUCUUUAGAAACUUUUAUUGUCUUAAGUAUGGCAAGGACAACCUCUUAUAGUUUAUGCAGAAUAAAUUAAAAAGCAUAAUAAAAUGGGUACAUUUCCAAGUCAUAUCUUGCCUAUAAACAUUUACAUUUAAAAACCUCAACUACAUAUGUUCAUCUUUCCUUGAUUUGGCCAAAUUUGAAUAAAACAUUGCCAAACCCUGACCAAGCCAUGACAAAUUCAUUUCACAAAAUAAAGUUAGCACAUAUUCUUUUGCAGUUACUCAGUCCGACAGUUGUUGUUUUUUAAUUUGCAGUUUUGCCCUUCACUAGUGCAUAUUUGUAACACUGUAUAGUAAGUGCUGCCUAAGGGCUUGUGAAAAAAACUUUAUAUAUAGCCCCGAUGUAAAAAUCCCAUCAUAAAUGUUUUGGCAUGAUACCCGUUGCUGAUUAACUUGAGCCGGCUAGCCAACCCUGGUCAGCCAACCUUGGCAAGCUUUGUGGUCGAGUGGUAAAGACAUCUGCACCAGCAAGCAGGAGGUUGUGGGCUCAAGUCUCACCCAAGUGAGCUUGUGAAUUGUUUCACAAGCCCUCAGAUCACACAGUGAACAGUGUUAUAAAUAUUCAUCGGUGUACGGGAACAAAUGAACUUAAAUUUAACACCAACCCAAUUUCAAAGUCAGCAUUGACUUGAGUGGUGUUUUUGUGGUAUCAAAAUGGCCUCAGGGCCAACAUCAAUCUCAAGUAUGCAACUACAUGUUUAAAAUUUUUAAUAAAAAGAGAUGUAUUUUCCAAACGUCAAAUGACACCUUUGAAAGAAACUGAAAGUGUAAACAUUUCCUAAAAGUAA
Molecule: messenger RNA, 5589 nt
Organism: Acanthaster planci (crown-of-thorns starfish)
Lineage: Eukaryota; Metazoa; Echinodermata; Asteroidea; Valvatida; Acanthasteridae
Gene: orc1
Product: origin recognition complex subunit 1
Biological process (GO): mitotic DNA replication checkpoint signaling; DNA replication initiation
Cellular component (GO): nuclear origin of replication recognition complex
Molecular function (GO): ATP binding; DNA replication origin binding; chromatin binding
Source: RefSeq, a predicted model, not a curated record